Molecule: messenger RNA, 449 nt
Organism: Ceratosolen solmsi marchali
Lineage: Eukaryota; Metazoa; Arthropoda; Insecta; Hymenoptera; Agaonidae
Product: neprilysin-like
Exons: 1
Biological process (GO): protein processing
Cellular component (GO): plasma membrane
Molecular function (GO): metalloendopeptidase activity
Source: RefSeq, a predicted model, not a curated record
GUAAAUACACAAGGUGAAAACAUUGCAGACAAUGGUGGCAUAAAAGAGGCUUACUUCGCAUAUAACGAAUGGGAAGGGCGCAAUGGACCAGAGCCUCGAUUACCUGGACUUCACUACACUUCUCAGCAAAUGUUUUGGAUUAGUUCCGCUAGUAUAUGGUGCAAUAAAUAUAGACCCGAAGCUCUUAAAGGUCGGGUUAUUGUGGAUGUGCACAGUCCCGGUGAGUUUCGUGUCAUUGGGCCCUUAUCAAAUAUGGCCGAGUUCUCUAGGGACUUCAACUGUCCCAGCGAUUCCUCUAUGAAUCCUACCAAAAAAUGUUCAGUUUGGUGAAGCUAAUAUUUAUUGUUGAACGAAGAAUUUGUUAUACACAUGUAUUAAUGUAUGUGUAUCCGAAUACAUGACUUAGAUUGAUAUAUGUCGUACUAAACAUUCGAUAGCAGCAUGUUUUA